AUGAAACAAGUACUAAUCCCUCUCUUCAUACACGGAGCCGACACUUGUAUUGAUUGUCAACCUGGUCAUUCGUUCAGAGCGGACUGGUGCCUUGACCUUCACGGUUAUUUAUCCCGCGAAGAGUUUGCCGCUAGACUUAACCAGAUUAAUAAUCAUGUUCAAAGCGUUGAACUAAUGACCUACAAAACAAAAAACUUAUUAUAUUAUAUCGCUUCUAUCGGUUCUGUCUUAUUAUCAGUUAUUUUCAGUGUAAUUAUGCAAUCAGCAACUGGUUUACCUAUAGGCUUUAGUAUAUCCGGAAUUUUAUUCUUUAUCGCCAAAUAUAUGAUCGAAAAAAAUGCUGCUGAACGUGCAAUAGCAUUUACUAAUCUCUUAAACGAACUUUUUGCACAAUAUAACAAACAUGAAACCCCAACUGUUAAUUGGAAAUUCUGGUGGGUUCAUUCCUAUGAAAGUUACGUUACUGGGUUGGAUGGAAGAGCUUAUGGAAAUGGUCAUAUAAAUAAGUUAAAAAUGCGUUAUGGUAUUAGUAUUAAAUUUGCGGCGCUAUUUGCUGACAACGCAUUAAUAAUUCUUGAAAUCAAUGAUGCCCUCUCUGAUCUUACCAAAAACACUGUUGGUGUGAAUCUUAAUGCUAAUAAUAACUACGUUAAUAAUAACUACACCAGUAAUAACUACGCCAAUAGUGUCAACAAUUCUAAUAAUGCCAACUAUUCUAAUGAAAUGAUGAUUGUUAAUAAUAAUAUUCCUGUUCAAAAUGUCCCAAUUAAUAGCACACAGGCUAUGAUGUGA
Messenger RNA from Cetraspora pellucida, 792 nucleotides. Lineage: Eukaryota; Fungi; Glomeromycota; Glomeromycetes; Diversisporales; Gigasporaceae. The record is from the annotation of a GenBank genome assembly.